ACUUCCAGUUUGCGUUGAUCUCUCUAUCUCUUUGAUUUUCACAUCAAGUUGGCAUGAUCGAGGGCGUCAGCGACAAUGCAGGUCACAGUCGUAUAGCAACAGAACAUGAACAGGAAGUGAUAAACCGGAAGUCAGCAGCAAGGCGAGAAAACGCUGCUGAUGGAGGAGUGGAACGUGAGGCUGAUGGACGGAUGUCUAGUAGACCUGGGUAUGGAAAGGGGGCGUGGCCCUUCCAGAGUGAUGUGCAGAGGGAGGUGGAGUCGGUUACGAGACUUGUGAAAGACGUUUUGCUUGCUAAACCUGCUCGUUCUGAUGUGGAACAAAGACAAACAGAACUGUUUGUUGAAUUGAUCGACAAAUCAGCAGAGAUGAUGUGCAAGCCUUGGAUGUCAGUACACAGAGACAGAGAGAAAUAUCAGCAGAAGUACAGUGAGCUGCAACAACUCGUCAUUUUGCCAGCUCAUGAUCACACAUCAGGUAAAGUGAGGUCGGGGGUUGAGAUGCAGCAGAGCGAUGAAGAUAAGAGAACGUGUCGUAUUCUUAGUCUGAUUCUGAGGCGGAAACAACUGGAAGCUACUGAAAGACUGACAGCUCUUCACAACCAGUUGUCAAUGUCCACACAUAAGUUUAUGCUCUCAGUCAAAGAGAGACUUAACAAAGUGAAAGUAACACCAGAAACGCAGCAGCAACUGAAAUUGUCCACCAUCCUUUGUCAUUUGAUGAGUCACUUAGACAAUAGACAAGAAAGCUACAAACAAACUGAGACUGCAGUUCAGGCAGCCGAAGCAAAAGAAAAGAAGAAGCUGUUCCUGCAGACAUUCAGGGAGCUACAGAAAGGGGUGGAUGAAUGUGAAGGUCGUCAUUUAGAAGCUGUGUGUGGUCUCGUGAGGCAACAGUGUGUAUCUACUGACGACGAUGUCGCAGUUGCUACACGUCACCUUGUCACCGACGUGUCAGACAGUGGCAACGUGAGGAGUGUCAGAAGGAUCAUAGGACGAGAGGAGAUAAAGGCCAGUUUGGCUCUCUGCAACAAGCUACAUAACAUGCUCAAGCUAGGCAAGAUGCUCAAGUCACAAAACAUGCACGAUCGACACGUCACAUCGACAUUACCUGCUGGGAAGAGGUUGAAAGUGAGACGUCACAUUCAGGCUUUUUGGACUGACUAUGAGAGAGUCCAACAACUUGCCUGUCAACGUGACUCGUUUGCCUCAUCACUGAGAGCACAUGAGAUACGUUAUGAGAUGAGAUUUUGAUAUGCAGAUUUUUGCUUUACGUAGAUGAUACUUGUAAUAUCCUUACUUGAUGACACGCACACACACACACACACACACACACACACACACACACACACACACACACACACACACAUAGUGACACACCCAUGCACACACACAGUGACACACACACUCACUUGCACACAUGCACACACACACACACACACACACACACACACACACACACUGAAAUUGUUUGUGAUAGUGUCAUUUAUAUUCUUUGUCCUGCAUCAUUGACAGAUGCUGUUGCAA
Messenger RNA from Corticium candelabrum, 1526 nucleotides. RefSeq lists its product as uncharacterized. The transcript has 6 exons. Lineage: Eukaryota; Metazoa; Porifera; Homoscleromorpha; Homosclerophorida; Plakinidae. Bases 54 to 1253 code for a protein of 399 amino acids. The record is from RefSeq and is a predicted model, not a curated record.